CCAGCAGCUCCCUCCGCCCACCACCGCGUCUGCGCAUGCGCGCACCUUGCAGCGAGUCCCUUGCUCAACCCCCCCCACCCGUCGGAUUUUUGUUUUCCUACUAAGCGACGCUGCGUUCGCAAUUAACGAAGGCAUUUAAAUCAAACUCUCGUUAUCGGAGCGCGGCGCAAGCAGUCUUAGAGGGGGUAAGGUAGAGGGAGAGAGGAGGGGGGGGGGAUCGACUCGUCGGACAGCCCGGCUCGCACAGACGCCACCGCGGCCCUCCUCCUCCCACCGCCCCCCCCCCGCCACCCCCCGUGCCGAGAUGGAGGUGGGCGCCGCCGAGGAGAUCUGCCUCUCCACCAACAAGCAGCUGUCGGACCUGCUGCAGGAGCUGUGCGAGCUGCGCGAGCGCGGCUCCUUCUGCGACGUCGUCGUCGAGGUGCAGAGCUGCCGCUACCUGGCGCACAAGGCGGUGCUGAGCAGCACCAGCGGCUACUUCCGCAGCCUCUUCCUGGGCGCGCCCUGCAGCAACAUGGGGCCCUUCGUGGUGGACUGCGUGGGCGCCAACGCUUUCGAGCUCGCGCUUGACUUCGUCUACAAGGGCACGGUCACCGUGGGAAGCCUCGCCGACCUUGGCGAGCUCCACCGGAGCGCCCAGAAACUGGGCAUCGUCGGCCUGGAGGAGGCCUGCUCGCCGUUCUUGCCCGUCCUGCCCGCGUGCCCCGAGGACGCUUCUCCGGCGGCGAACGCGGACGAGCUGAACAUUGUGGAGGUGGCGCGUGUGAGCACGGUAUCGGUCUUUCAGUACGGCGACGACGGCGACGACGGCGACGACGGUGACGACGACGGCGACGACGGCGACGACGGCGAUGACGACGGAGGAGGAGGGGGCGGCAUGCACGCCCCCCAGGCCAAGUGCUCACCGGCGCCGAGGUUCGGCGCGGGCCUCGCCAGGGGGGUUGGCGGCAGCGGGGCCUUCGUGGAGUGGCCGCUCGUCCGUGAGCCGUUUGGCGGCGGUGUCGCCGCCCGCGUCGGGGAACCCGCGCAGCCACGCUUCGCCGCCAGCCAGGAGCGCCCGCUCCAUGAUUUCCCGCGCGGCGCGUUCAGGGGCGGAACCGGCGCGGCCUUUGGCGCGCUGGUUCCCGCCGCCGAUUACCGGAUCAAGGUGGAGUCUCCCGACGAGGAGCUGUACGAGGGUGCGGGCAACGCACGCGACGGCCUCGGCUUCGCCAAGCAGGAGCUGGACUUGGCGGCCACCAUCCUGGAGGACGGAAAGCAGCCGCUCUCCUUCUUGCGGAUGGCGUCGCCCUCCCAGGGUCGCUUCGCGGCCGGCGUCGGCGGUAUCGGCGUCCGGGACGACGAGGAGGACGAGGAGGACGAGGAGUACGACGACGAUGACGCGGUGGCGGCGGCGGCGGCGGCGGCGGAGGCGGCGGCGGCGUGCGCGAUCGUGCGGUGCCGGGCGUGCGGCGAGGCCGUCGAGGAGAGCGUGUCGGCGCUGCGCGAGCACUCGUGCGGCCACCUGGACAUGGAGCGUCUCGCGUGCCGCAUCUGCGGCCUGCGCUUCGGCAACAUCAGCGACGCGGUGGAGCACGCCCUGCUGCACACGGGCGUGGCGCUGCUCGCCUGCAAGCACUGCGGACACAAGUUCCUGUCGCCCGAGAAGCUGAGCGCCCACGCGCGCGGCCAGUGCAAGAAGCGCAAGCACAAGGGCAUCGGCACGCGCCUGUCGAAUGUGCGCCAGCUCAAGUGGCAGCGGCAGGCGGUGCCCGCGGAGCGCGCGACCUGCGGCGCGUGUGGGGCGGCGGUGGCCGGCUGCAUGUCGGACCUUCGUGACCACGGCCUCGUGCACCUGGACGUGGAGAACCAGCGGUGCCGCCUGUGCGGCUACGUGUCGCUCUACAAGAGCAACCUGGUGAAGCACUCGCUUGUGCACAUCGGCGUGUACCUGUACUCGUGCCCCACCUGCCGCAAGAGCUUCCUCUUCAAGUACGAGAUGGAUCGUCACGUCUGCCUCAAGGCGAAGAUGGAGACGGUCACGUAAGGGGGAGCCCGCGGAGCCGCGCGUUGCCUCCGCCGCUUUGUUGCGCGCGUCGAUGCAAACGGGCGGAAACCUGGCGGCGGCGGCGGCGGCGGCGGCGGCGGUGGUGGCGGUGGUGAUGAUGAUGGUGGUGGUGAUGAUGGGACGAGCUGAAAUGGUUAACAGGAGACGACUGCUUGGCCCAGCAGUCGGUUUUCUUGUCGCCAAACCACCUGACGUGGGUUGAAUUCUCUGCUGCUGCUGUUCAAGUGUUCCGACAGGCCAGAGCAGUGAAGGGGAUGUUAAAAACCCUGUGGCAUCGUCCACAAGAGUGGCCCCUCGUGUGGCCAGUGUCCAAAUCCCACAGCAAAAUGAGUUUUGGGCGGCGCUGCUGGUCCUCAGCCAAGUGGUGACAUUUCACAUUCCUAUAACAAGGCCCCAUUGUGAAUGCAAUAGUUUUUGACUUCCCCGCAACUCAGCAGUCUGCUCAUUUAACCUACCCCAGCGAGAUGGUGAGGAUGACGACGGUGAAGAGUAUGAUGAUGAUGAUAAUUAUGACGACGCUGGGGUUGAGUCGUCCCUGAUUGGGACCCGAACUGAUAACUGCACGAUCACGAAUCCGGUGCUCGAUAAACUCGGUGACCUCUAAUGCCCGUCCGUCGCUAAAUAUAAAUUGGUGAAAAUAACAGCCGCCGUCUGGUACGAUCGUACUGGUCUUCCUGUACCAAAGAGGCGUCGCGUCUCAAGCGACUCGCGCGACGAGAGGACUUGCGCGCUGCCCUUCGGUUGCGUUUUUUUUUAUUUUUAGUAACGCGAAGAGAAAUGAUCCCGCACGCUUCCCUUUAAUCACCAUUGAGAGUCGUACGGCUCUUUUCCGCGAAGCUACGCAACAUAUCAAAGAACCGUGUACGUAGGCAGGCAGCGGUUGGAACUCCACGGUCGGGACAUUGGCCACCAAACGCAUUCCUUGCGUGGUAAAAAA
Molecule: messenger RNA, 2984 nt
Organism: Petromyzon marinus (sea lamprey)
Lineage: Eukaryota; Metazoa; Chordata; Hyperoartia; Petromyzontiformes; Petromyzontidae
Source: RefSeq, a predicted model, not a curated record